Molecule: messenger RNA, 1154 nt
Organism: Dimorphilus gyrociliatus
Lineage: Eukaryota; Metazoa; Annelida; Polychaeta; Dinophilidae
Source: the annotation of a GenBank genome assembly
GUUUCCGUAGCAGACUUCAUCCAAACUGCUAUAUCUUUAAAAUGUCCAAUUCGCCGGAUAAAAAUAUAGAUGACAUAUUUCAAAGAGAUUUUGAAAAGGCUGUUUUAAGAUAUGGAAAUCGUUUUAUUGAGAUUAGGGAUGACAACGAACGUUUGCGACAAAAGAAGAAAUGCUUGAAGUCAGAAGUAAAAUCACUAAAAUCCCAAAUCAUUUCACUACAGGAAAAACUAGAAAACAAUGAUUAUAUAAUGGAAAAUGAAAUUCUUAAGGAGAAAAACUCCAUGUUGAAGUCUGAGCUAAAAGCUUUGAAGAAGAAGUAUGCUAGUCUGGAAGAACAGAGUUCAGAUAAUCAAGACAAUGAAGCAGCCAUGAAGGAACUAUACGAAAAAGCAAAGGAAAGAAAAGAACUAUUACGCAAUGAAGAGAAAAAGUGUAAACUUCUAGAGGAAUUUCAUGCAAAACUAGAGAAACAAAUCGAAGAGCUACAAGAUGAAAAUCAUAGGUUAUGGAUAUAUGUUAAUGAUCAUAAAGAGCCAAAAGAAAACUUGAAAAAACUAUCUAAUGGAAAGAAAGCAUCAUCAGUAAAAAAGGAUAAUGACACUCACAACUUUUGCAACUUUUGUCAGGUGCUUUGUGAGAGUGAUGAAAAGUUUCAGCAUCACGUACAGCAGCACUUAGAUAAAUUAAAACCAAUAAUAAGUUCAAAUUUUGCUUUUUAUGCGAAAGGGGAUAAUAAUGAAACAUUAAUCAUGUGUGAAGUUUGCCAACAUUCCUCGACGACAUCUGCAGGAAUUUUGAAGCACAUACGAAACUCUCACUUGAAUAAUGUCCAAAUUCCUAAUGUAUGCCCUAUCUGCUUGCUGGAAUUUCAGAGUUCCAGACCAUCAUCUAAUGCCCAAUCGCUCAUUAGGCAUAUCAAAACGUAUCAUGGUAGAAUGGAAAAAUGUGAUCAUUGCAAAGACACGUUCAUUAAUGAAUUUUUGAGAGAUCGACAUAUUUUUGAUAAACAUAGAAAUGAAAUUUCAAACAAGCGCAAGGCAGAUUCAUCUAUGGUUGAUAACGAUGCUAAGAGGUCAAGAAUAGAAAGUCCUCAUCAGUCUUUUGCUGAAUCGACAACUGUUGAAGAUGUUGUUUUCUUUGAAGAGAGUCAAUAG